Molecule: messenger RNA, 1019 nt
Organism: Mytilinidion resinicola
Lineage: Eukaryota; Fungi; Ascomycota; Dothideomycetes; Mytilinidiales; Mytilinidiaceae
Product: EF-hand
Exons: 3
Coding region: 33-695 (220 amino acids)
Source: RefSeq, a predicted model, not a curated record
CCACAAUCUUUCCUGUCCCAAGGCUCCUCGUGAUGCCGCCCAAACGGAAGGCCGCCUUCGCCCCACCACCAAACCCCACUCCGCAACCCGCCCGCCCCUCCAAGCUCGCGCGCGAGCAUGGUAUUACCGCAGCGCAGGAAGCCGAGAUCCGUGAAGCCUUCUCAAUCUUCGCAAUACACCAUCCAGACUAUAAGGAUGCAAAGGAGGGCGUGUUGCGCGCCGAGGACGUGCGGCGUUGUCUGAUCGCUCUCUCCCUCCCACCCGCCAAACAAGACGUCAAAGAAAUCCUCGAAACCCUCGACCCCCUCACCACCGGCCUGGUCCCCUUCAUCCCCUUCCUCUCCUACGCCGCCAUCUGCAUCCAUGACCGCGAGUCUGUCUCCGGCUCGCCCUCCGCGUCUCCAGAGCCCAUCUCCCGGAAAGGAAAGGGAAAACAAAAAGCCGGCACCGCUCCUUCUACGACUUCCCAGCGCGAGAUCAACGAAGCCUACGCGCUCUUCACGCACAAUACCUCCGGCCCCAUCACCUUGGCGCAUCUACGGCGGGUGGCGAGAGAUUUGAGAGAGGAGGUAGACGAUGAGGUGCUGCGGGAUAUGAUCAGAGAGGCGAAUGGGAAUGUAGCGGCGGAGGGUCUGGGUGGGGUGGGCCUGGAGGAGUUUGAGGGGGUGAUGAAGAGGGCGGGGGUCUUUGGGUGAGCCAUAAGCUGAUUUGGGGGCUGGAGUUCUUUACAUUGGGGGUAUUUGAAUCGGGAUGGGUCGGGGGUACUGCGAAGGAUUUAGCAUGGUGUCAGGCGUCUGAUAUAAGGGUUAUGAUUUAUGGACAGUGAGGAAUGAAUUGAUUGAAGCUACGGAAAAAGAUUCAGACCGAUUUGAGAGAUGCAUGACAUCGUGGUGUCGUUACCUUUCCAUAGGCCAGGCACCACGGGGCGAUAACCGUGGUGUCAGGCGUCUGAUACGAGGGUCCCAUUUCAUGGAGAUUGGAAAACGAGCUAAUCUUAGCUAUAUCAAAUGCUCCUGGCC